AUGGCCACACAAGAUUUCAGCUUCCCCACUCACAAAUUCCCUUGCACCAUCGAUUCACCCCCUUUGUGGCGCUUAUCUCCUGCAGCCAGCUCCAAAGUAGAUGAUCAAAAUCAUAGUGAAGAAGAAGAAGAAGAAGAAGACGACGAAGAAGAGAUCGUCAACAUCAAUGUAAAGUAUUGUGAUCAGAGAAGAAAGAGCUUUUCGUAUAUUGAACGCGGCACGAAAAUGGUGGAGAAAGAUCAAGAGAGUAGGGAUCAUGAUCAUGGGGAGGAGAAGAUGGACAUGCUUUGGGAGGAUUUCAACGAAGAAUUGAAGUCAAGAAGUAAUACGACGUCGGAUUAUUCUGGUGGGUUGUCAAGAGAGAUGCUUCACUUGGGUUGUGUUAAAGCUUUCAAGUUGACCAAAACAAAUGGUGAUCAUGCGCUUUCGACCAGGAAGCCCAGCGUGGUGGCGGUUAUGAAGGUCCUGAAAAGGCUGUUCUUCCUCCAUAACUCUCAUCACAAACUCAAGAAACCUGCUUGGUGA
Messenger RNA from Prunus dulcis (almond), 525 nucleotides. RefSeq lists its product as uncharacterized. Bases 1 to 525 code for a protein of 174 amino acids. Lineage: Eukaryota; Viridiplantae; Streptophyta; Magnoliopsida; Rosales; Rosaceae. The transcript has a single exon. The record is from RefSeq and is a predicted model, not a curated record.